Molecule: messenger RNA, 633 nt
Organism: Rotaria sp. Silwood2
Lineage: Eukaryota; Metazoa; Rotifera; Eurotatoria; Philodinida; Philodinidae
Source: the annotation of a GenBank genome assembly
AUGUCUUACUACGCACUUUUCAUUGCUCUUACGCUUUUUACAGCAGUUUCACAUGGUAAACCAACAACAUUUCGAGGAAAUCAACCAAAACCAUGUUGUGUACCCAACCAAUUUAGUGCUCUUAUCAGUUCAUCGACUGUCGGCGAAAUACCAAAUGCUGAAACGGUGGCUACUUAUGGUGUUUUUAAUAUUUCAUACGAUUUAAAUCGUGAUAUGGUUGCAGCGAAGGGUAUAGCUUAUUCAGUAAUAGACCAAAAGAACUUAAGUCUAUGGCUUAUUGAAAAUAUUGCUGAAAAACAAAGUUAUACAAUAGAUUUAGAUACAAAAGAAUGUGUAAAAGAACCAGUUCUAAUUCAAGCAUUUCGUUGCAUACCGGAAUCUGCAACUUAUUUAUAUUCAUCUAUGUAUGGUUACGAUAAUAACCAAUUUAAAGGAGAUACAUGGUAUGUAGAAGAUAAGGAUCUAGUUAGUUUUGUAACUGUUAGUGGCGACGGUAAUUGUCUUCUAGUCGGUGCUAAUACUUUUGUUGGGAAUCCUCGUAUAGUGAAUUCUGUAACAAUUUCAAAUUAUGUACCAAAAAUUAAUGAUCCAAGUAUAUUUGAUAUUCCAGACGAGUGUAAAAAUGCUGUUUAG